CUUCUCUUUUUAGGAAUUUAUCCUAUUCAGAUGAGACUAAAAUCAGAUACAUUUCCAUUCCAAAACUGAUUAACAAACAAAUUUGAGAAAAGAGAGCUUCAAUUUAAUGGAGGAACUCACAUUUCAAACCCUCUCAACUGUACUCUCUUACAGAAACCAAAAUGGCCUCCAUCUUGAAUCAAUCUACCGUUUCCGGCCAUGGUGAUGAUGUAAGUCAUUACCAGCAUGGCAUUCCUGGAAUCCCUACUGACGGAAAAGUUGUUCUACUCAAGAAUUCAAAGCUGGGGUCUGAAGCCUAUCUUGUUGGGACUAAUCAUAUUUCUAAACACAGUGCUGAAACUGUCAAGAAGGUGAUCAACUAUGUAAGGCCCGAUGUAGUGGCGGUUGAGCUGUGCGCCGGACGUGCCACAGAUAUGAAUCACAACCGGGAGUAUGUUACCUUGUUUGAUUUGCUUUGCCGAUCCAUGAGUGCUCCACGGGGAUUACGCAUGAAGUUUGGUAGGUUUGCCAUGGGUUUUUCACAACGCCAGAUGCACGCAGAUGAUAAAAUUCCAGGCCUGGAGUUUAAGGUUGCAGUGGAAGAAGCUUCAAGGGUUGGAGCAAGAUGUUCCCUCAUUGAUCAAGAUGUUAAUCUCAUCCUUGAAAAGGUGGCAAAAGCAUCCUCUUGGAAAGUAAUAUGGGAUAGUUUGCGUACUGAUGGCUAUCAAGAUACAGAGUACACGAGAUCAUAUGUAAAGAAAGUUAAUAUUCUCAGCAAAAAACAUUUUCCGGAGUUUUUCAAGGUGCUGACUGAAGACAGAGACAAGUUUAUGUUUGAGAACCUUCGAACUUUUGAAAAAAAAAAGUUGUGGCAGUGGUUGGGAUGGCUCACUUGGAUGGAAUCGAGUUAUUGUGGAAACAUGCAGAGGAGGGUGACAAUAAGCAACCUUGCAUAAUAUCCGAAGAGCAGGGAUAGGCAAGGUCAAUGCAGGGUAGUUUGAAGACUAACUUUUCGAGAGAAUCUGCAACUUACAUCUGAGAUAAAGAAUUUAGCUAGAGAAACACAUGUUUUUUGUUUGUUUGGUUCAGUUUCAUCCUUUACUCUGGGGGUUGUUGCGUAUAUGAAUGGUAUCCUUAACCAAGGUGAUAUAAUCACCAAAGUGUAAUCAGUAGAAAUCCGUCGCAAUAUAAUCGUCUAGGUGAUAUUGUCAUCCUCUCAAAAGGCUUGAAAUUUUGUAUAAUUUCAAAAAAUUGUAUUUUGAGACUGUGGCAGGAGUUCUGCUUGCAUGAACCAAAAUUGUCAUAUUUGUCCCAACUUCUUCUUCUUUUUUUCUUAAGAAUUGUCCAUAAUUAUUGUUUA
Molecule: messenger RNA, 1339 nt
Organism: Papaver somniferum (opium poppy)
Lineage: Eukaryota; Viridiplantae; Streptophyta; Magnoliopsida; Ranunculales; Papaveraceae
Exons: 7
Coding region: 162-935 (257 amino acids)
Source: RefSeq, a predicted model, not a curated record